Molecule: messenger RNA, 456 nt
Organism: Haemonchus placei
Lineage: Eukaryota; Metazoa; Nematoda; Chromadorea; Rhabditida; Trichostrongylidae
Source: the annotation of a GenBank genome assembly
GUGGCUCCAGAAGUGAAUUUAUUGGUUAUAGCGCUCAUGUUACUAGGAUCACUGUUGAAAGGUAUUUUCAUGAUUGUAUGCUACAAAAGGGGAUCGGCAUCAUCAAAGGUGCUUGCCAUGGACAUGCGAAAUGACAUCUGUACAUCGAUUGUGGCCAUCACUUGUGCUACUAUCGGUGAUUAUUAUUGGCCAUACGCAGAUCCUAUUGGUGCCAUUAUAGUCUGCCGUAUAUUGAAAAUUGUCAUCGAACACGACGAACGAAUACGGGCUAUUGACCAUUUGAUGGUUUACCAUACCGGACUUCAAGCUACCGUUGAAUUGCACAUAGUUAUGGACGAGAAUCUUCCACUAAAGAUUACACACGACAUCUGUCAACCACUGGAAAAGAAACUACUGAAAUUGGACUUUGUCGAACGUGCAUUCGUCCAUUGUGACUACGAUUGUGAUGGAGAUUAG